AUGGAAGACAAAAAGAAGUGCCCAAAUGCAAAUGUAAAACUCUUACACAAUUAUAUAUAUCCAAAGGUUAAAAACUAUAGAAAAGGUUGGGUGGACUCUAUAGCAGAUUUCAAAAAGGACGCUUGCGAGUUGAAGAACGAGGCAUGCGCGGUGAUUUGUCAGAAGAAAGCAGAAUUUAAGAAGGCUAUGAGAGCACCUGAGAAUUGUAAUGUAAGGCAAGCUGUGGUAGCGGUUGGGGCUGCAACUGGGUUCUUAUUGGCUUCUAAGAAGGGACUACCAACAAAAUUCUUUUAUGCAAGUAUUGGAGGAUUGGCCACUGGUGCUUUAUGCUUUCCUAAGGAGACAGAUGAAGUGUUUAGGCUUGCAUCGUAUAAGAUUGCUAAAGUUGCACUGGCUAUUUUCAAUAAGACUUGUGGGCAGAAUAUCAUUUUGAGGGAGAGGAUACCCUGUCGUGAAGACAUGCCCCCACCUCCACCAGAACGGCCUGCCAACCAAAAGAAUCCAUGCCCCCCGAAGAAAUGA
Spodoptera littoralis (African cotton leafworm) is the source of this 522-nucleotide messenger RNA. The record is from the annotation of a GenBank genome assembly. Lineage: Eukaryota; Metazoa; Arthropoda; Insecta; Lepidoptera; Noctuidae.